Striga asiatica is the source of this 1981-nucleotide messenger RNA. NCBI's taxonomy places the organism in Eukaryota, Viridiplantae, Streptophyta, Magnoliopsida, Lamiales, Orobanchaceae. The record is from the annotation of a GenBank genome assembly.
CACAAAUUCUUUGGCCAACCUUUGAAUCUAAACAAUCUCCUUCCUCCUUCAGACACAACCUUUACAGAGACACAGAGAGAGAAAAUAAAGGUAGAGAGAGAGAGAGAGAGAAAGGUCAUGAUCUAUGGUGUGCUCAUUCCCACUAAGGUCAUGAUCUACCAAAAUAUAAAUUCCCUAAUAAAAACACUUUCUUGAUCCUCUUCACUUGAACCCUCUUUCAAGUUUUGUGAUCUCUCAUUGUUUCACAUUUUUUUAUUUUUGUUGGAUCUUUAUGUUAGAAAUCAUAAUGGCCUCAGUGAGGAGCUUCGUCGAGCAAAAUCUCGGAAAAUUCCCGCAUUUUCUCCUAUACGCAAUCCUCGAGUGGCUUGUUAUCAUCCUCCUAUUCAUAGACGGCAUCAUAGCCUUCGCGUGCAACGAGAUUGCUCGUUUUUUCGAUCUCAGAAUCCCGUGCCUCAUCUGUACGAGGAUCGACCAUGUCCUCGUCCAUCGAGAUCCAAACUUCUACUUCAACGACUCAAUCUGCGAGGCCCACAAAAAGGACAUUUCUACCCUCGCAUAUUGCCACGUGCACAAGAAGCUCUCGGAUAUCCGCACCAUGUGCAAAGGGUGCCUUUUGUCUUUCGCAGCCGAGAAAGAGUCGGAUCUCGAGAGGUACAAAUCGCUCGUCGGAGUCUUGCACAAGGACGUCGAUUGGCAAGUGGAGGACGAGAGGAAAUCGCUCUUGAACAAGAAGGACGAUAACGACAUUUUGCCCGAUGGGGUUAGGAGUGGGAUUUCGAGGUGCACGUGUUGUGGGGAUCCUUUGAAGUUGAAGGCUUCGACUAAAUUUAAUCGAAGCUUGUCGAUGAAUGUGCCCACGCCUUCUCCUAGGGCAUCGUUUUUCGGGAUUAAGAAUGAAGAGGGUAGUGGGAACUUGGAUUUGCCGCAUAUUCGGUACACGGAGCUUAAGUUGAUGUCGGAUACCGAGUCGGAGGUUCUCGAGGAGGAUGAUGCCACAAAUGCGUAUAGUCAUACUAACAGAGAAGACCCGAAAGCCGCUACAAUGCCUUUACUCCAAGAAACCGAUGAAAUAAACGAAGAAACCCUCCGAACCCCAACAUUCACCGGUCGAAACAAAUUUUUCGGAAUCCCACUAUCCGACUCGGCCCAAGCCAGCCCACGUUGGGCUAAUCGCUCCUUAACCGGCAUAAAAAAACUCCCGGUCGACAAACUCGACUUCACACUAAUGGCCCUCUACAUGGAGCUCGACGAAGAAAGAAGCGCUUCGGCAGUUGCGGCAAACAACGCCAUGGCAAUGAUCACCCGUUUGCAGGCCGAAAAAGCCGCUGUCCAAAUGGAGGCCUUACAGUAUCAACGAAUGAUGGAAGAACAAGCGGAAUACGAUCAAGAGGCUAUACAAGUUCUCAAGGACAUGAUUUUCAAGAGGGAAGAGGAUAUGAAGGCGUUGGAAUCCGAGCUCGAGAUGUACCGGGAGAAGUACGGGCAGAUGAAGAAGAUCGGGAGCGAGAUUUGUGAGAUCGAUGAUGACGAGGAUUAUCAGGACAUGAAGUCUCAGGGGAUGUCUUCGUUGAGCGAGAGGUCGGAUGAAGGAGGGAGCAGCAGCUCGAGUGGGAAUGAAGGCGAACGGGCUUAUGAUCGGUCGAUGGAGAAUUCGAAGGAUCCGAUGAGUUUCGAUUUCGAUAAGGAGAGGAAUUAUUUGCUUGAUCUUUUGAGGAAUCUCGAGGAGAAAAUACGGUCGAAUUCUGAAGAGUUUGUUGUGGUCAAGAAUGAAAGCGAAGGCAGAGGUGUGCUCACAAGGGAAGUGUCGUUGAUUAGAGAAAGGUUGAGAGUGAUUGAGGCAGAUAAUGGGUUUUUAAAGCAUGCGGCUAUGACAUUGCAAAGAGGAGAUGAGGGGACUAAGCUGUUGACUGAGAUAGCUCAACAUCUUCGGAAGUUGAGGCAGCCGGUUAAGUCUCCAUCAGAGGACAGUGUAGAUGCAUGA